This is a messenger RNA of Papilio polytes (common Mormon), 610 nucleotides long. Its product is annotated as small proline-rich protein 2D-like. Bases 92 to 517 code for a protein of 141 amino acids. Lineage: Eukaryota; Metazoa; Arthropoda; Insecta; Lepidoptera; Papilionidae. The record is from RefSeq and is a predicted model, not a curated record. The transcript is spliced from 2 exons.
UUAGAAAAAAACAAUAAUCCGAAACAUCACUUUUUGAUGAAUAAUUUUUAGUAAACAGAAAUUUGUAAAAAAAUUGUAAAAAUCAAUAAUAAUGAGUGCACCAUUUUACAUCUACGACCCAUGCGUGUGUACCGGACGGCCGUGCGGUGCGUGCUACCCGUACUCGACUAGGCCAUGCGCAGCAUCCUGCAACGACCUGAGCGCGUGCUCGACGUGCCCCGGCGGUGGCUGCUCACCCUGCCCCGCGCCUGUGCGGCCCUGCCCCGAGCCCUGUCCGCCCACACCCGUUCUACCCUGCCUGCAGCCCUGCCCACCAUGUGAUAAACCAAGGACAUGUUUGAGGCCGCCGUCGCGGCUGUGCGACUCAAUUGCGAUCCCGUGCUGCCGCCCCAACCGCUACAAGCCAUGCCCCUGCUACUGCUGCACUGAGCCCGCUAUCUGCUCACCCAAGCGCUGCAGCUACCCCGGCGUCCCGGUCUGCAACGGCUGCUGCGGUCCAUGCAUGCCUGUUUGGUAGAAUUACACCGACCCCAUACCGCUUCUGUAGUCCCAUAAUAAACUUGUUACAUGUUAUGCCAUUACUGUUCCAAUAAAUAACGUUUGCCAAUCA